Molecule: messenger RNA, 581 nt
Organism: Oppiella nova
Lineage: Eukaryota; Metazoa; Arthropoda; Arachnida; Sarcoptiformes; Oppiidae
Source: the annotation of a GenBank genome assembly
GAAUGACUCAAUGACUCACGAAUUCACUCAAUGUUUGCGUCAAUUGAUUGUCAUUUCAAAUGAAGUGUUGUUUGCAUUCACACCACAAGUAUUGACAUCUCAUUUGACCACAAGAAAUGAGAUCCCAUUAUAAGGUCGUGGUGUUGGGCGCCAAACAGUGCGGAAAGACAUCAAUUCUGGAUCAAGUGAUCAAUGGAUCCAAACGCAAGUUUAACACCAAUUAUGAGCCAACCAUUGAAGAUAUCUUCGGCGCCGUUGUCGAGACUGACAGACAAACCAAAGAGAAGAUCUAUUUCUUCGACUUCUCGGGAAUGAGCGCUCCACUGAAUAUUGAUGCCAUCAAAACAUACCUGUCUUACGCUGACGCAUUUGUAUUGAUUUAUGCCAUAAACGACAAGAAUUCGUACCUCAUUUUGGAUCACAUCAAGAAAGCCAUUGACAGACAUAAAGACAGAGACAAAAGAGAUAUGCCAAUCGUGACUAUUGGCACAAAAGUGGACAGAUUUCGUGAACGGGAAGUGGAUUUCGAUGAAUCUCAGGGUUGGGCUCAACGAGAGAAGACUCGUCUCUUCGAAGUGACG